This is a messenger RNA of Podarcis muralis (Common wall lizard), 2614 nucleotides long. It is a transcript of the gene QRSL1, whose product is annotated as glutaminyl-tRNA amidotransferase subunit QRSL1. The record is from RefSeq and is a predicted model, not a curated record. Gene Ontology annotation, molecular function: glutaminyl-tRNA synthase (glutamine-hydrolyzing) activity. Lineage: Eukaryota; Metazoa; Chordata; Lepidosauria; Squamata; Lacertidae. Gene Ontology annotation, cellular component: mitochondrion; glutamyl-tRNA(Gln) amidotransferase complex. Gene Ontology annotation, biological process: mitochondrial translation; glutaminyl-tRNAGln biosynthesis via transamidation.
AAGAUGGCAGCGCCCAUGAACUCGUUCGCAAACUACCGGUAACAGGGACUACUAAUACGGGUGAAGUUUCGCGAGGUCACCAGAUUAUUUUUAUUCCGCAUCGGUAGAGAAAAUGCUGCGAGCUUCGCUCCGAGAGAUAUCUGUAGCACUAAAGGAAGGCCAAGUGAGUCCAACAGAGCUGUGUCAGAAAUGCCUCUCCUUAAUAAAAGCUACCAGAUUUCUUAAUGCUUAUAUCACUGUAGCAGAAGACACAGCAUUAAAACAGGCUGAGGCAUCGGAGAAGAGAUACAGGCAAGGUCAGAUACUGGGGGAUUUGGAUGGAAUUCCUUUUGCAGUGAAAGACAACUUCAGCACAACUGGAAUCGAAACAACAUGUGCAUCCAAGAUGCUAAAAGGUUAUAUCCCCCCUUACAAUGCAACUGUAGUUCAAAAAUUGCUGGAUCAAGGAGCUGUGCUUCUUGGGAAAACAAACCUAGAUGAAUUUGCCAUGGGCUCUGGAAGUACAGAUGGGGCAUUUGGACCAGUUAGAAACCCCUGGAGUUACUCACGACAGUACAGAGAAAAGUGUGUGCAGAAACCCAGUGCUCAAAAUGAAGACACCAGCUGGUUGAUAACAGGAGGAAGCUCUGGAGGCAGUGCUGCUGCCGUAUCGUCUUUCACAUGCUUCACGGCUCUGGGAUCUGAUACAGGAGGAUCCACCAGAAACCCAGCCUCUCAUUGUGGAGUGGUUGGCUUGAAGCCAACGUAUGGCCUGGUUUCCCGUCACGGUCUUAUUCCGCUGGUGAACUCUAUGGAUGUGCCGGGCAUCUUUGCCAGAUGUGUGGACGAUGCAGCCACCGUGUUGGGGGCACUCAGUGGCCAUGAUCCAAAAGAUUCAACCACAGUGCAGGAUCCCGUCCACCCAUUUCAGCUGCCCAAUUUGACAGAUGUGAAGGAUCUUUGCAUAGGCAUACCAAAGGAAUACAACGUACCAGGAUUGUCUAGUCAAACUCUGGCCGUGUGGUCCAAGGCAGCCGACCUCUUUGAGAAAGCUGGCGCCAAAGUGAUUGAUGUCAGACUCCCGCACACCUGUUACUCCAUUGUCUGCUACCAUGUGCUGUGUGCAGCCGAAGUAGCAUCGAACAUGGCCCGAUUUGAUGGCCUGGAGUACGGGCACCGCAGCAGCGCUGACAAGUCCACCGAAGCCUUGUAUGCAGCCACACGCCGGGAAGGCUUUAAUGAUGUUGUAAGGGGAAGAAUUCUAUCAGGAAACUACUUCUUGCUAAAACAGAACUAUGAGAAUUACUUCAUCAAAGCCCAGAAAGUGAGAAGACUCAUUGCCACUGAUUUUGCAAAAGUCUUCCAUUCUGGUGUCGAUAUUUUGCUCACUCCAACAACUAUGAGGCACACUGUACCAUAUGUGGAAUUCAUCAAAGAGGAUAACAGAACCCGCAGCACUCAGGAUGAUAUUUUUACUCAGGCUGCCAACAUGGCUGGGCUACCGGCUGUAAAUGUUCCUUCUGCACUUUCAGAGACAGGCUUACCAAUUGGGCUGCAGUUUAUUGGCCGCGCAUUCCACGAGGAACAGCUUCUCACAGUUGCCAAAUGGUUUGAAAAGCAAGUGCAGUUCCCUGUCUUAGAGCUACAAGGGAUGAUGAAUCAUCUUGACACUGUCUCUCACCAGGAGAAAUCAGCAUUUUUUUCAUGAUGGGUUCAACUAUGCAAUGGGAAAAAAGAUUGCGAAGAAGCUUUUAAUACAGACCUGGUUUAUAAUCGGCUUCCAAUUGCCGUUUGAUUUAGCCCAAGCUCAGUUCUGGCCAAAAAUAAUGUGAUAAAAUUACUAACAUGCUAGCAUGUUGAAAAAUUUGUUUCUUCAAGGAAAAACAAGUUAUUACAGUGUGAUAAAAUGGUGUUUGUUUUCCAUCUAAAAAUGAAUUGCCCGGAGUAGUACUGUCACAUAAGUGUAAUAACUGUGUAUACGAAGCCCAGCCAUUAAUAAGGAAAACUUUAAGUUUUCAUAAUUUCAUCUUACUGAAGAGGAGUUAACACCAAAUAUGAAGUUCAGCAAAUAAAGAUGGAACAAAGCAAUCUCUCUGUGCCGCAAGUCUGAAACACUGUGGAUGCACAUCCUAUUGAUUUCUGUUAUAUUUAUUUCAAAGUAUAGGCUGUAAUUUUCUUACAAAGUAUCUGCAGCUAUCCAGUCUGAUAUAGGAAUCCUGAUACCUGAUAAAGAAUCCUGCUAGUUGUUUAUGGAAUCAGUUUUGUCUCUUCCAUCUGACUUAGCUUUAUGGCAGGGAUGCAAUUGCAGCAGAGACAGUUGCCCCUUUCUUUGAAACCGUUUUGUAAACCAGCAAAACUCCUGGAAGGAAAGAGAACCACAUGCUCCCUAUUCAAUUCUGUGCAAGAACUUUCUAACCAGCUAGCACUGCAUCACUGCAUGCAAAGUUUAUGUCUUCCAGAUUGGCAUGAAAGUCAAAGAGUGGGCUCCCAAUUUUUUUGGGGGGGGCAUGGUUGAUGGGAAAGAUUAUUGCAGAAAGUAUGGAGGCUGCUGCUGUAUGUAGCAACUGCAGGUGAACCAUCUCAAGACACAGAGUUUAUUGGCUUGCUUCAUGAAUAAAAGAUUAUGAUGAGCCCA